Molecule: messenger RNA, 10290 nt
Organism: Carassius gibelio (silver crucian carp)
Lineage: Eukaryota; Metazoa; Chordata; Actinopteri; Cypriniformes; Cyprinidae
Product: tubby-related protein 3
Exons: 13
Coding region: 7628-9004 (458 amino acids)
Biological process (GO): protein localization to cilium
Cellular component (GO): cilium
Source: RefSeq, a predicted model, not a curated record
UGCAGAAUUCAAAUCACGCUGAAUAGAUUUCUCCGGGGGUUUUUGGAAAUGCAUGGUCAGACUGAGUGAGAUACAUAUGUUUAAUUCAUUUUCAAUGCAAGAAUACGUACUGCAUUAAUACUAGCAUGCUAUUCCACAAGUAGCAGAUUGCAGACUUGUGUUUCCAUAGGUCUAAGAGUAAGAGUGAGCGGAAGGUCAGGAAGCGGACGCAGGUAUUUUUGGAUGGACGUUACAUUAGCGAGUGACCCACAAAGCAGAAAUAGAUCUUUGUUCAUCGUCGAGCACUGACAGCACAUGUCUGUUAGAGAUCAGAUUCAGUGUCCCAAAUCACCAGAAUAUGUUCUACGAAUGUUUCGUUAACGUUCUUCCCAUGAAGUUCCCAUGAGUAUUCCAUUUCAGCGAUUUGGAAACAUUAUUGGAACGUUACAUUUGAAUGUUCUCUGAACGUUCUGAAACCAGUGGCAACAUUAAAAAAAAACAUUCCGUGUGUUUGUGCUAACGUUUUGAAGACACUUUGAACGCUAACAUUAAUAGAAUGUUUGUUCAAAGUCAUGUUUCUCAACAUUAGGUGUUACGUUUCAUCCUGGAGAUAAUGAGCACACUCUCACCAUCGCUCUCGGAGUCAGUGUGAAGUUCUGGGACAUUCUGUUCUUACUCCGCUGCUUUAACUGUAAAGAGCCAUCGAUCACGCUGCUGACAGGCUUUAUGACACUGGAUAACAAGUGUGUAAAAACAUCCUCCCUGUCCCGCUCACGGGUGGGUGUUGACACAGAUGGAAGCAAAACAUGGAUGUUCUGUAGCACAACAUGAAGACAAUCACAGAUCCUGGAGCAGAACACAUGCAUGCAACUAUACUGACAAUAUCAUUUAUUAACAAAUGCAUGCAAAAAAAAUGAAUGUUGCAAAGAUUAUUAGAGCAUGUUUUACAAGGUUCUACUUCAAAAUGUCAUUGUUAAUUCAUUGUGUUCCUUGCGGUUUCUUUAGUAAUUAUCUUUUACAUUUAUUAAAGCAGAAAGUAAAUCCUACAUCUUUUUUUUCAGUACCUCUGAUAGCAGCUAGUUAACUAAAACUAAAACCAUAAAAAAUACAUUUAUUAAAAAUGUUAUAAAAAAAUACAGAAUUAAAAUAAACGUACAAAAAUAAAUAAAUAAGACAGAUGCUUGAAAAAUAUUAAAAGAAUAGUUUCCAAUGCAACAUCUAUAAGGCAAAACUAAAAUAAAAUGAAUAAAAAACACAUAGACAUAUACAAAAAAAAAUGAAAUAAACAAACAAAAUUACUAUUUUUUUUAAACAUUAAUAAAAACUAUACAUUUAUCUAAAAUAACACUAUGCAUUUUAUACAGCAAUAAUUAUUUUGAUGCAUAAUAUUAUAAAUAUAACAGAUUAAUCAAAAACUCAUACAGAAGCGGCUAAUGAAAUAAUGCACAUGAUGUGGAAUGCUGUGAAAAUGCAGACUUUUCUUUUCCCAGAAAUCACGUGCGUGUUUGAUCAGCGUUGAACUUCCCGUCAGGAUUUGUUUGUCCAUUUGUGAACUAUCUCUCACUCAGGUGAGACGCGGUGUGUUUGUGCAUCACGAGACCUGUGGCCGCUUGUAUAAACUGCUGAGACUAGUCUUAAAAGUCAGACAUUGAUCUAAUUAGAAUCUAAAAAAAGUACUGAUAACCACUUGGUUAACUGGUUUGUAAGUCACACUCUUAACACGGGGAUUAUGCAACUGCAACUGAGCUUCAAUGAAAAUACAUUCCAAUUUUAAUCAGAUAAUUACAUUUUUAAUUCCCAGCAACAGGAAUCAGUGUAAUGAAGGUCAUGAAUCAGAUUUUCCCGUAUUUAUGGACCAUAUGAAAGCGUCUCAUUUUGUCUCAUGAUUCUUCUGCUCCACUGAUGUCUUUAUAGUCAUUGCGUAACGGCUUAUGUAACAUGUUUAGGGUGUUUGAUGGUGUCUUCUGAGGGGUGUUUUGGUCUGAUGGUCAUUAACAGAACCUCAUUAACUGUCUGUGUGAAGACGCUGGCAUGGGAAGCUCGUUAAGAGCACUGACGAAGCAGCUUCAGAACCGUGAACACAACACAGGUCACGGACAACUGCAGAUAACACAAAGACAAUACAUCAUCCAUGGAACGUUUUUCCUGACAUGUUUUAGUUGGAUGUUGGUUUGAUAUCAGUGAAUCAGGUCUGGGAUAAUCAGGGAUGCUGAUGGAUGUGUGGAUGACUGAAUGUCCAGUAAUAAUUACACUGGACAGUAAAAACAGCCGUCCCAUCAGGCUCUGCACAGCGGGAAUGUUGCUGUUCACAUUCCAUGCUGUACACACAAUGGUGACGGGCACCAGAGAGAAAAUAAAUGUUUUCAUGUUUAAUGUAACAGGAGCUCAUUCAAAUACUGAGGUGCUAAACCGUUCAGGGCUUUAUAAGUAAUAAGCAAUAUUUUAAAAUCUAUACGAUGUUUGAUAGGGAGCCAGUGCAGUGUGGACAGGACCGGGCUAAUAUGGUCAUACUUCCUGGUUCUAGUAAGAACUCUUGCUGCUGCAUUUUGGACUAGCUGUAGUUUGUUUACCAAGCGUGCAGAACAACCACCCAAUAAAGCAUUACAAUAAUCUAACCUUGAAGUCAUAAAUGCAUGGAUUAACAUUUCUGCAUUUGACAUUGAGAGGAUAGGCCGUAAUUUAGAUAUAUUUUUGAGAUGGAAAAAUGCAGUUUUACAAAUGCUAGAAACGUGGCUUUCUAAGGAAAGAUUGCGAUCAAGUAGCAAACCUAGGUUCCUAACUGAUGGCGAAGAAUUGACAGAGCAACCAUCAAGUCUUAGACAGUGUUCUAGGUUAUUACAAGCAGAGUUUUUAGGCCCUAUGAUUAACACCUCAGAUUUUUCAGAAUUUAGCAGUAAGAAAUUACUCGUCAUCCAAUUUUUUAUAUCGACUAUGCAUUCCAUUAGUUUUUCAAAUUGGUGUGUUUCACCGGGCUGCGAGGAAAUAUAGAGCUGAGUAUCAUCAGCAUAACAGUGAAAGCUAACACCAUGUUUCCUGAUGAUAUCUCCCAAGGGUAACAUAUAAAGCGUGAAGAGUAGCGGCCCUAGAACUGAGCCUUGAGGUACUCCAUACUGCACUUGUGAUCGAUAAGAUACAUCUUCAUUCUUCAUUCAUAUAAGUACGAUUUAAACCAUGCUAAUGCACUUCCACUGAUGCCAACAAAGUGUUCAAGUCUAUGCAAAAGAAUGUUACGUUUAAUUGUGUCAAACGCAGCAGUUAGAUCCAAUAAAACUAAUAGAGAGAUACACCCACGGUCAGAUGAUAAGAGCAGAUCAUUUGUAACUUUAAGGAGAGCAGUCUCGGUGGACUGGAAAUCCUCACAUAUACCAUUUUUCUUUAAGAAGGAACAUAAUUAGAAUAUAAAGAGGCACUUAAAAAUAUCUGAAUCUCAAAAUACCAAAGUAAGAAGCAUUUACUAUAAAGAAAACACAAACAUUGUGCUUUACUCAUUAGAAACUUCCUCAAUUUGAACUGUAUCUGAAAUUGGCACACACAUAAAGAGAUAUGUAUGUUCUCAUAAUGCUGAGAGAAAACAUCCUUAUUCUCAAAACAUCCUUAUGAUGUUAUUGUUUUAAGAAAUGUUUUUGUAACCUUUAAAUAACGUUCUAAUCACCACAAGAAAACAAGAAAUUUCAAAUGUUGAGAAUAUUAAAAAUAAACGAUAAAAUAACAUCAUAUUUUGGGUGAAAAUAAAGUUAGUAAAAUGCUGAAGAAGCAUACUUGUAACUUUAAAUAUGGUUCUAAUAAAAAUAAAAUCUGAUCUGUUUAUGAAUUUUUCGAAAGGGUUUUGGAUGAAUAGAGCCAAGAAGAGACUUGAUUUGAUGAAAAAUAUGUUAAUUUGUGUUUAUUUGUAGUGCUUUGAUACAUAUUGUGUCAAAGAAAUAUAUUUAUAUGGCAGAAAUUUACAUUUCUAAGAUAACCAUGCAGUUAGUUAACGUUAAUCUGAUUGUUAAUCUGAAACACGUUAAAUCAAUAUUUACAUGUUGUGAUAAUAAUAAUAAUAUAAGGAAACUUUGGCAGUUUUGUCUGUUGUUUUAGAGUUGGCAUCAUUUUAAGUCCUCACAAGGGUUGGUCUUAUCUGAAAUGAGAUCGUUCUCUGAUAAAUCUAAAAAUAAACAUCUUAGAAUGGUCUUAAGUGCAAUUCAUCUUGAUUUACCAAGCCUAAUAUCUCAUAUUUCUCGUUUUAGGCGUUUCAUUGGAUUGAACCCUAAGAGAGGAACAAAGGACAUUCAGGUGAAGGAGAUCGCCAAGAAAACAGGGAAACUAAAAAAAUGAAUACCUUCACAAAAAAAAAAUAAUAAUAAUAAUUUUUGGACUUUGAGCGGGGCUUUGUUUAGUAAUGCAAAGUCAGAGCAUUGUGUUCUGCUACUAUACAGACGUUCAUAUGAAGUCACAGCAUUCUGUUCUCAAUCCAGAUGUUCAGUCAGCACAGUGUUCUGCAAAUUAAUGUUUAUGUGAAAUCACAGCACUUUGUUCUGCAACUGCAUCUUUCUGUAAACUUUCUGCAUUCUGUUCUGUAACCACAUCCUCGUCUGAAAUCAGAGCGUUGUGUCCCGUUCAACUGCAAUGGUGCAUUCCAGAUAUAAUUGGCAUUAAUGUUUCAAAAACAUCUAUUUUCUGUGGUUUUCAUUUUAGAAUGUACAUUUUAAAAACAUAAAAAUCACAGUCUACUGUAUUUUAAUACAUUUUACAGUAAUAGCGUUUAUGAGAUUACAGUAGAUAUAAUAAAACAGUAUAAUAGCAACCAAAAACCUACAGUGUUAUACUGUACAUUUUAUAUUUUUUUACAGCACAGUACUGUAAUAUUUUUUACGGUAAUAAACUGUUGUUGCAUAUUACUGUAGAAUCACAGCAUUAUGCAGUGAAAUCUAGCUGCCAGUUGUUUACUGUAAAUUAAUGGUAUUUUUUUCUUUUUACAGUGAAUCCACAAAAUGCAUUGAUUAAUAUUUAAGAAAAAAAAAACUGAAAGGAAGGGGUUUACUACUUAUUAUCAACCAUGAAAAACUCAUUGCUUUUUGAUGAAAGAUUCUGAAGAGUAACUGUUGAAUCCAUCACUAUAAAACCAUGAGCAGCAUAGGGUCAGUUUGAUGUAAUGUUGAGAUAACCGCACAGUAAUGAAGUCAUUUAAAGCACCGCAGAAACACUAAAUCACUCGGGAUUCAGAUUGCAGCCAUCAUGUGCCAGUCAUUUUCCAGACGGCUCCUGAUGCACAAGCCACACUCAUUUGCUGUUGUUUGUGUUCCCUGUAUUUUUCCACAGAGCAGCGGAGACUUCACACACCGUCCACCCACAGUGAUGUCAAAAACAACUUCUGGCUCGCAGGCCGAGAAAUUCACUGCUUUAUUUCCAGCGUAUCAAUCCACACUGCCCUGAAUCAACAGCGGCGAGAAUCAGAGCCUGAUGCAAACCCAAAGAUCAGACGUGAGACUGAGGGACGUUUUCAUUUAAAAAAACUCAUGCAAUAUUUUUUUACAAUUCUUUCUUAAUUUUUUUUUUCCUAUUGAAAUAUGCAGCUAAUUAGAUGCACAGUCAAAAAAGUCAUUUUGCAGGGCCAGAAAUUAUGUUUCUGCAUUUGACAAAAAAAAGUUCAAUCAGUGCCUUGUGCUUUGAAAAGGGUUUCUUAGUUUCUUUCUUCUGUUGUGCACAAAAGAAGAUAUGCUGAAGUCGCCUGUUAUUAGCGUUCUUCAAAAUAUUUUAUUUCGUGCACAACAGAAGAAAGAAAACAAAAAGUUGUUUGGAACAACUUGAGGGUGAGUAAAUGAUGACAGAAUUAUUAUUUUUGAGUGAACUAUCCCUUUAAAUAUAAGGAUGUCAGACUGACUUUAACUGAAUUUAGUCAAACCUCAUUUGAUUAAAAAAAUUAAGGGGUUAAAUUAUUUAAUUUGAAUAGUUAAAGUAAUGGAAAAACAUACAGUAUGACUUAAAUCAUAUCAUUUUUACAGUGUGUUCAGAGCUAGACACGUCUCCUAAAUGUCCAGCCAUAGCACACUUGGGUUAUAUUUGUUUUUCACCAUCAGAGCUAUUUUUGUACUAAUUAUGUUUAUGCAUCUACAAAUGUGCAAUGCAAGCAUUAUGAUGUUCCCAAAGGUUUAAUUCGUCUUGUUUUGUCACACACUUCCCGUUUAGAGUCAGAUUGUGUUUUUCGUGUUUCAUCGAGAGGAUCUGUAUAAAUAAUCUCAUGUAUGUAGGAUGAGCAGCUGCAUGUGUUUUUCUCUUGUCUUCCUUCAUGUCUUCUCUCAUGUUAUUGUGGCAGAUGAAGAACGAAGGGUUCAGAAAACACCUACGCCGUAGACCCCCAGUGUGCCACUAUUUUGGGCUAUUUUGCAAGCAAUAUGUGUACACAGGUGCAACACAGAAAAUACAUUUUAUACAAAUCUGGACUGCUUGUUAAAUGCUGAACAACCACCUGACAGAUUCUCACAGAAACUCUUUCUCAUCACUUGUUUAACAAGAUUCAAAACCAUCAGAACUUUGUUACAAACCUUAUGAAAGCAAGUGUAGUUAAUAGUUGAGAUGAACAGGAAAAAACACUCUACACUGCCAUAUAGUAGAGAUUUUAAGAUAUAAAUUCAUUAAUCUGUCGUUUAAAUUAUCCAAAAAGUAUUUUUUCGCUUCAUUCACACGUAUAAUACGCCAUGCAUUUGUUAAUGUGGAUCUUUCUUUUCCCCGAACUAAUUAUUUUAACCUAAUCAAUAAAACUAUACCUCAACCAGCCCCACCAAAGGUUUUGCUGGAGACCUGCACAAGCCCAAAAAUCAAUUCUAAGAAUGUUUUGCUUCAAGUUAUUUUUUAAAUGUUUUAAAAUAAAAAUAAAUCUAGGCUGGAUGAUUGUUAAUGGAACAUUCCAUUUGAUCAUUUGGCAAACAUUAUUUUUGUUUUGAGUGUUCUCUGAACGUUCUAAAACAAGAAGUAACAAUUUAAAAACGUUAGAGGAACGUCCAGAUAAACGUUUCAGAGAAAAACGUUCCAUGAUAAAUAAUGUUUUUGUGCUAACAUUUUGAGAACAUGAUUAAAAAACGGAUUCCUUUGAACGAAUGUUCUAUUAACGUUACUGGAAUAAUAUUUGUUGAUCAUUUAGAACGUUUGCUGAAGUUCUGAGAACGUGAUCGAAGCUCAGCAGCAAACCAAAACCACAGCAGCUGUAUUAAAACCAGUCACCGAUAGAGGGCGACACUUCCCACAAUAAUACUUGAAGAACAGGACGAGUUUUAUUUUAUUAUGUUCUCUUUUUGAUUAACAUUUUGCUGGUAACAUUUGAUAUCAGAUUUUAAAUACGAUUAUUGAGUCAUCUUUAAAUAGAGAUUGGAGGUUUAAAUCACUUUUUUCCCUAUCCACCAACUUGAGUCAAAACGAAAUGUAUUUAUUUAUUUAUUUAUUUAUUUAUUUAUUUAAUGUUUUCUUUGUUUAUAUUACUCACUGUAAAAUCGGCAUAUUGUUCAUCAUUAAAUAAAAAAAGAGGGUGAUUUCCAUUUGUAUUCAAGCUCUUGCUUUUGACCGAAGGAUUCGUAACCGUGUGCGCAUGCGCGUUCUCGUCACUGCCGCUGCGGGUUCGGCGCACGGGGACGCGGCGCGGCAGCAGCGGAGGAAUCCAUAGCAACGGCGGAUAAACAUGAGUUACUACAGCAGACCCUCCAGUUCCUCCAGCUUCGGGUCCAUCAUCACGACCAGCACACUGGAGGAUGAAAGUCUGAACCUCAGACAGCAGAAACUGGAGAAACAGAGGGCGCUCCUGGAGCAGAAGCAGCGGCGAAAGCGUCAGGAACCGCUGAUGGUCCAGCCGAACUCAGAGGGACGUCCCCGGCGCUCGCGUCCCCGCCGAAGUGAAGAACAAGCCCCGCUCGUGGAGACACACCUCAGCACUGCCAGCGACAUCAUCCUGGACGGCAUCGAUGGCCCCGCGGCUCUGCUGGGGUCAGAAGCUCCAGAUCUGUGCUGUAAGAUCCAGGUUCAGUCGGUCAGUCGACCGCAGCAGACCGCACUGCCCUCCGCAGAAGAACCAGACACACACACACUGCUGGAGACACGCGGACUGUCUGGCAGCAUGAACUACGACGAGGCCAGUGAGGAUGAGGAUGAAGAUGAUGAUGAGGAUGAGGAUGAAGAGCCGAACACAGAGAGCACUCGUCCUGCGUCGGCCUCCAGCACCAAAUCCACCACGGAGUGUGUCCCGCUGGGUUCCCCGUCGCCCGAGGGCUCCUCCAUUGAGGUGGAUAAUCUGGAGGAGUUUGUGCUCCGUCCGGCUCCGAGGGGGGUCACCGUCAAGUGUCGCAUCUCACGGGACAAGAAGGGCAUGGACCGCGGUCUCUAUCCCACGUACUUCAUGCACCUGGAGAGAGAAGACGGCAAGAAGGUGUUCUUACUGGCCGGACGCAAGAGGAAAAAGAGCAAAACCUCCAACUAUCUGAUCUCUGUGGACGCCACAGAUCUGUCCCGAGAGGCGGAGAGCUUCAUAGGAAAACUGAGGUCUAAUCUGAUGGGAACCAAGUUUACGGUGUACGAUAACGGCACGAACCCCUCGAAAACCCCCGGAGCGCUGCUGGAGGAGACCAACACACGGCAGGAGCUCGCCACCAUCUGCUACGAGACCAAUGUUCUGGGCUUCAAAGGGCCGCGGAAGAUGACCGUCAUCAUUCCUGGGAUGAACAUGAACUUCGAGCGUGUUCCGGUUCGUCCGGCGUGUGAGCAGGAGUCUCUGCUGAGUAAAUGGCAGAAUCUCUCGCUGGAGAAUCUGAUCGAGCUGCACAAUAAAGCGCCGGUGUGGAACGACGACACACAGUCUUACGUGCUCAACUUCCACGGCAGAGUCACGCAGGCCUCCGUCAAGAACUUCCAGAUCGUGCACGAGAACGACCCUGAAUACAUCGUGAUGCAGUUUGGUCGAGUGGCGGAGGACAUCUUCACUCUGGACUUUAACUACCCCAUGUGUGCCCUGCAGGCCUUUGCUAUCGGCCUGUCCAGCUUCGACAGCAAACUGGCCUGCGAGUGACCAUGAGACACACACACACACACACACACACACACUCAGGACACUAGAGCACGAUCCUCCUCACCGUGUCUCCAUUGUGUCCGAGGAUUUGUGCUAUAUCACAAUAAUCAGAAAUAAGGACCAAAGUAAUUAUUUUUGUAGAGGAAACACAUCAAAUCAUUUAACUUUUUACUACAUGAAAUAACUGACAAGAUGAUCCUGCGACUUAUUUUCCUUAUGUUUCUUUUUCACUGGAUUUAUGUUUUAAUAGACCACUAGAAAACUAAACUGAGGGGUUUAUUCUGAAACGCAGAGAGAGAGAUUUUAUUUAGGCUUUUUGAGAUGUUUUCUGUGAUGUUUAGUAAGUGUCUGAUGGAUAUGAAGAGUAUGAUGUCAUGGAGAAUCUCACACAAACUGUUUAGAUUUUUAUUGAAACUUGUUUGUAUUUUUAGAGUUAACUUUUUCCCCCGCACAAUUGUGAGUUUUUAUAUCACAAUUUCAGCAUUCAUGUUUCUGCAAUUAUAUCGUGCAAUUCUGUUUAUAUCUCACUAUUCUCUGUUUAUAUCACAAUUCUUAAUAUUUUGCACAAUGCUGAGUUUAUAUCUUGAAAUUCAGAUUAUUAUUAUUUUUUUAUCCAGAGGAGGAAACAAGCUUCCUUAGAGUUCACCACUGAAAUUAAAAGAAAAAAAUAAGAAAUUAUAUUUUGCAUUCAGAAAAUUAAUCGGAAAAAUCAUGUAAUAGAGCAACUGGGAAUUACAGUAAAUUAUAUAGAUGCAUUACGGAAGUGAAAGUUUUCAUAUCUUAAAAUAUGCUGGUCAUCCUAGAUGUUUCUUUUUGAGAUUUUAUUUUUUUAUUUGGAUGAUGCUGAUGUACUUUUUUGCAUUUUGCAUGUUCAUGAAUAUGACAUUUUUAACACUUUAUGUUUUUAUUUGUCUUUUCACUUGUCUUUGCUCACCAAAACCCCCUGAGGAAACACAUUGCAUGUUAAUCCGGUUCUUACAGCUGCUGCAUGGAUGGAGAAAGUUGCCUUAACACGUGGCUGCAGUGUAAAUAGUCACAGAAGAGCGUCUACAUCCUGAGAAACUGUAGAGAAAAAGGGGGAGCUCAAGCACCUUUGUUCCUGUUCAGUGUGUUUCCUGUUGAUAUGAUUGAUGUGUGUUGAUAUUCCUCACAUGUUGUGAGUGUGUCAGCCAAGUGUGUACUGAUAUAUAUACAAAAGCUAAAUUAUCUAGUUUUUAUGUUUGCAAAUACUGUAUUUUAUGAUGAUACUGUUGGUAGAAAUACAGUAAUUAAAACUCUUAAAUAUG